Messenger RNA from Vitrella brassicaformis, 1260 nucleotides. The record is from the annotation of a GenBank genome assembly. Lineage: Eukaryota; Vitrellaceae.
GGCAGUGUCGUCCCUCCCGUGCUUCCACAGCUCGUCAGAAUGAAGUGUGUGGCCGUCGCAUCCCUCCUCCUCAUUGCCGUCGCAUACGGUGAGGCGAGCCACUCAAGCGAGCGGCUCAUGCAGCCGCUGAGAAGCGAGAUCUGUGACAAUGCGCGGUUGUCAUGGCCUUUUGCAGGCGAGGAGGCAGCGUUCGUUCCAUCAGCGCCCCUCCGGUCACUGCCGACUCGCCGCGCCCUUCGGUCGACGACGCCCAAAAUGUCGGUUGAGGAGAUGAUUGGUGCUGACGUGGAGACCGGUGGCGUGUUCGACCCGCUGAAAUUCUCCGAGGACGAGGCAUCGCUCUUCAGAAGACGGGCUGUGGAGCUCAAGCACGGUGAGUCAGUCAGUCAGUUGGCAUGACAGCAACUCACCACACACGUGGACAGUCUGUGCAGAGGUCGUCACUGUGUGUGUUUGUGUCUUCAGGUCGCAUCGCCAUGCUGGCGUGCCUGGGUUACUUUGUGCAGUCUGCGGGCGUCCAUCUGCCCGAUCCCGUCUUCUCUGAGCCCCGGCCUCUCUCGGCCUUGACCAAGGUCCUCACCGAGCGCCCGUGGGCCGCCGCGCAGAUCGUGGCCGCCAUCGCCGCCAUCGAGCUGGGCCCCGGCCGCCAGGACUAUGAGAACAAGGCACCUGGCGACCUGGGCUACUUCGGCGACUCGUUCAAGAACUCUGACCCGGAGGAGUUCAGGUGAAUAAAUAACAGGCGAGCGCUGAGUUGCGGCCUUCGUCAUUCACUUGUUGUCUGUGGUUGUUGGUUGUUUGCAGGAAGGAUCAGCUUCGGGAGUUGAAGAACGGUCGUCUGGCGAUGAUAGGCAUCAUGGGCAUGAUGGUGCAGGAGGGGCUGACCGGUCAGAGCGUGUGGGAGCAGAUCGGGUCGGGCAACAUCAACCCCUUCAGCUGAUCAAUCAAAUGAUCUCUGGAUGGACGGACCACAGGUUAGGCGCAACAGACACACGACCCACGAGGCCAGCUUACGACCAUGUUGGUCUGUCUGUCUCUCUGUCUGCUCCCUCGUGUGUGAUCAUUCAUCCUGUCAGUAACUGGGCCGGCUGUAGGACAAGAAGACCACUCACCAGAUGCGUGACAGACACAUGGGUGGACCUGACUGACUGACUGACUGACUGGCCGCUUUUUGUGUGUGAUGUGAUGUGAUGUGUGUUGCGGGCGGGACACACAAUGCUGCAAUGCGGUGCGUCCCUACCGGGAGCAUCGGAAUGUGAG